Molecule: messenger RNA, 1809 nt
Organism: Peniophora sp. CBMAI 1063
Lineage: Eukaryota; Fungi; Basidiomycota; Agaricomycetes; Russulales; Peniophoraceae
Source: the annotation of a GenBank genome assembly
AUGUUCGCAGCUUGGACGCCGACUUCCAUGACGAGCGCUAGCGAUAUAGCCGCGCGUCGGCAUGCACGCGCGCUUGCUGGCUGGCUGGGCUAUGCGUUCGCCAGCGAAGUCUUCGUGAUCGUCUCGUUGACUCUGUACCUCCCAAUAUGCCUCGAGCAGUUUGCACGAGACAAUGGAUAUCUACUACCUGAACGGACUGUACCAUGUAUCGACGCUCCACCCGACAGUACUGCUCGUUGUGUCGUGAAGCUCGGUUGGGCAUGGCUCGACACGGCGUCAUUCAGUCUUUACGUCUCUUCACUAUCCGUGGCCCUCCAAGCCUUGACAGUAAUCUCUAUUGGCGCCUUAGCCGAUACCUCCCGCCGCAAGCUGCUUUUACUAUUCUUCGCGGCCCUCGGCUCCCUCUCCGCACUCUGCUUCUUCUUCCUCCCGUCUACCUCGCUCUUCUGGUGGCUCGCCGCGCCUCUCGCGAUAUUCGCCAACGUCGGCUUCGGCGCCAGCUUCGUUGCACUCAAUGCAUACCUACCGCAACUGGCGAGGAGUGCACCGGACGUGCGGAUCGCAAGGGUGGCGUUGGCACAGGCGCAUCACGACGUUGUCAACGUUGCCGAUUCUGAACGGCCAACAGCCUUCGCUGUACAAGAUAAUUCGCUGGACGAGGAAGAUGCUUCCGCCCCUCUCUUGCAAUCAGACGACUCCUCCCGUCUACCGUCGGAAACACUGGCACUUGCACGCCAGGACUAUACCAUGGCCCUUUCUCGAGCGACGGCACGCAUCUCCGCGCAAGGCAUCGCGUUAGGAUACUCGGCCGGCAUCAUCCUUCUACUGCUUACCAUCGUUCCUGUAUCAAGACUCGGUGGGAGCACAUGGGCACUGAGAUUGGCCAUCGGAUGCAGUGGUGCAUGGUGGGCACUGUUCAGCAUCGGAGCGGGAUGGGCGCUCCCGAGUGGCGCCGAGGAAACCGAUGACGAGGACGGGGAAGAGCAGGAAGCUACGGGUGGGAAUGUGAGAGCGAGAGUUGAGGGUGCUGAAGGGUUGGGGCUGGGCGAUGAUGAGGUGGACGCAGGAAAGGAGAGAGACUGGACGGUGUGGGGAGAGAUCGUACUUGCUUGGCGCAGGCUCUUCCGCAUGCUGCGCCCAAGCGAGAUACGCAGGCUUGCCAAUACGUUCAUCUUUCUCGCCGCGUGGUUCCUGCUCUCGGAUGGAUUCACUACCAUCACGUCGACAGCGGUGCUGUUCGCGAAGACAACCCUCAAGCUUCCUCCGAGCACACUCAUCCUCGUCGGCGUCCUCACGCCCUCAGCCGGCAUAAUAGGCGCCCUCGCCUGGCCCAUGCUCCAACGCCGCCUCCGCCUCUCCAACCUCUCAACACUCCUCGUCCUCGUCUCCCUAGCAAUGCUCGUCCCCGCGUACGGCUGCCUCGGUCUCUCCCCCACCAUCCGCAAACACGGACUGGGAUUGGUAACGAACUGGGAGAUGCUGGUACUCGCGGUCUACUUCGGGAGCGUGUAUGGCGCGUUCCAGAGUUAUGCGCGGGCGCUGUAUGCGGAGGUCAUUCCGAGGUCGCAGGCGGCGAGGUGGUACGCGCUGUUCAGUAUCACGGAUAAGAGCAGCUCUUUCCUUGGGCCGCUUGCUGUGGGUCUCAUUGCGGAUGGAACGGGCAACAUCCGAUACGCAUUUCUCCUUCUAACCGGCGUGCUGCUCUUAGCGCUGCCUAUCCUCUCGCGUGUAGAUGUUGCGAAAGGUGCAGAGGAUGCGGAGAAGUAUGCCGUGCGGGAGGGCGGGGAGCGAAGGAGGGCGCAAGCAUGA